Messenger RNA from Penicillium riverlandense, 393 nucleotides. RefSeq lists its product as uncharacterized. The record is from RefSeq and is a predicted model, not a curated record. The coding region runs from base 1 to 393 and encodes 130 amino acids. NCBI's taxonomy places the organism in Eukaryota, Fungi, Ascomycota, Eurotiomycetes, Eurotiales, Aspergillaceae. The transcript has 5 exons.
AUGCGUCCAUUCAUUAUCCUUGCAGCUUUCUUUAGCCUAGGACUGGCUAAUCCAGUCGGAGGAUCUUCCGGAGAACUGUUUGAACGAAAGGAACAGGAAUGGGCAAAACAGGACUGGGCUAAACAGGACUGGGCAAAACAGGACUGGGCAAAACAGGACUGGGCAAAGCAAGACUGGGCAAAGCAAGACUGGGCAAAGCAAGAUUGGGCAAAGGAGGGCUCGGCAAAGCGAGACUCGGCAAAACAGGACUGGGCAAAGCAGGACUGGGCAAUGCAAAAUGAGGCUGCUAACUGGGACGGGAUAUUAGUAGCGUUCAUCGAGUCUCGCAUCUUUGAGGCAUACCAGAUUGCUAACCAGGAGAGGAAGCCGAAUGCCACGGCGCUGGCGCGUUAA